AAUUGCAUAUAUAAAAAAAUAAAUUACGAGAUGAUUGUUUUUUUGGCAAAAAUAAUGUCACUGCAUGUGCGAUUUUUCGGUUCAAACGGAAUUAUCCUAGUGGAAGAAUAACUUAAAUUAAUGAUUACGUUUUGUCCAGUGACUCGACGACAUCUAAUGGUUAAUUCGCAAGUGUUGAAAAAAAAAAGACAAGUAUUAUUAUCCUAUUGUUGCGGGACGAAUGUAGCCAACAUGUCCGCUUUGCGAAUUGGCGUCUUCCUCCGUUUUUUGUUUACCAAAGUAAUUAUUCCGUCAACUAGUUAAUAAAAUUUUGGUUAAAUGGUGCAAAGUUUAGUGUCAACGAAUAUUCAACGAUGCAACGAUGUUCCUGGUUAAUGACGAGUGCUCCGUAAAACACGAGUUCUCGUGGUUAUAACAGACGAUUGAAAAUGUCGGAAUCUGAGCUCUGCCGGCUCUGUGCCGAAACCAAGGACGAGCUUAUCGGAAUUUAUGAUGCAGAGGGACAGAAGCUUGCAAUUGAGGGAAAAAUUGCUAAAUGUUUGCAAAUUCAGGUAGUAAUAACGGACAAUCUGCCUCUUUCCGUGUGUUUCGAUUGUUGCGUGCUAUUGAAUCAGUGUAAUGAUUUUUACGAAAAGACGAAUCAAGCUCAAAGCUCUCUUCGCCAAUUACUCACAGAACCAAAAAGCGAAGCCCUUGCUGCACUCGAGCCAAAUAUUGAGUACAUUGAAAAAACUGUUGAAUAUCCAAAAGUUGAAUCGGAAGAGGUCGUUGAGGAAUUUUCUCCCUCGGACAACUAUGUCACUGAAACGGUUGAGGACAUGGGAGAUGAAUAUUUCCAUGAUGAAAAUGAAGACAGCGAAGCUGAUGAAAAGUAUAAGGAUUUGCAAGAAAACUCCAAGAAAAAAUAUAAAAACGAGGAGAAAAAAGGAUCGGGCAAACAAACCAAGAAAAAGUUGAAAAAACGAUCACAAUCAAGAAAAAUGUCUAAUUCUGACAUUGGUGCUACAAAUUCUGAAAAUGAUGAAUAUCAAAGUGAAAUUGGAAAUUCCAACGAAUAUCCUGUGUCUAAGGCUGGUGUUAAGAUUCCCGACAAUUAUAUGACAGGCACGGAUUCCGACAUGGAAAUGAUCGAAGCUCGAGCUGCAGAACCUACGAAACCCGGUAGAAAACGGGGCGAGGGUUUAACUCGAAAUCCCUGGUUGUGUACUGACUGCAACGACAAAAUGCCGAGUCUCGAGAUGCUCGAGGAACAUCACGAGACUGUGCACAAUCAACAGGCCAAAUACAUGUGUGUCCAAUGUUGUAAAAUUUUUGACAAGUAUUAUGGAUUUCUUAUACACGUCAACAGGCACAAAAAUAAAUCUAAAUUCAGCUGCGACGAAUGUGGCAAAUCUUUCGUACAUAAGAAAGUCCUAGAUUCUCACAAAGCGGUGCACAGCGAAGAACGCCCUCACGUAUGUCAAACUUGUGGCAAAGCUUUCAGGCAACAAAGUGCAUUGUACAUUCACGGUCGUUGUCAUUUGCCAGAGACAAUGAAGAAUCGUUUUCCUUGCGAUCAAUGCGAUAAGAGAUUUUCUACUAAACCAAAUCUCGUGACUCAUCAACGAAUUCAUUCGGGAGUAAGAAAUUUCACCUGUGACCAGUGUGGCAAAAGCUUCAUACAAAAAGGAAAUCUUGAGGCACAUUUCCUUACACACUCCGCCGACAAACCCUACACCUGUUCACAGUGUCCAAAAGCUUUCAAAACGCCUCUUCAAUUAAAGAAACACGAAACGGUGCAUACGGGAGCGAAACCUCAUCAGUGUGCUGUUUGCGGACGAACUUUCCGGGAAAAAGGAACGCUCAGAGAACACCACAGGAUUCACACAGGUGCCAUGCCUUUCACCUGUGAAUUUUGUGGAAAAUGCUUCCGGUUCAAAGGGAUAUUAACCACUCAUAGGAGACAACACACCGGUGAAAGGCCUUACAGUUGUUUGGAUUGUCAACAUCAUUUCACUAACUGGCCUAAUUAUAACAAACAUAUGAAACGACGUCAUGGAAUUAAUACAUCACAUACAAAGUACGUUCCGCAGCCACAGCAACAAUCACAAACGCAACAACAAAACGAAUCAGAGAGUUCGAGUGCUUUGCCUCGACAGACGCCGGCUACGAUUCAGGUGAUUCAGGCGGUGCCUCAUGCUUCGAUAUCGCAGCCAAUAGUUGUGCAAUCUGUACCAACGACAACUUCGUUCCCAACAGAAGUGCCGGUUACUGGUCAAGAUACAGCAUUCCGUGAGCGAAACACAACGACCUUUUUCAACACCGUACCGUUGCAAAAUUUGUUACCGGGUAAUUUGCCACAUUACAAUUUUUACAACAUUUCGAACGUGACUGAGAGCGAUAUUAUUCAGCACAGGUAAAAAAACUACUAUUCUCCUGGAUAAUUGUUAAUGGAGUUUUAUACGAAGUUAAGACGAAUUUCGAAAUAUUUCGAAAUACGACGAAUUCGUCAUCGUCGAAGCCUUCGUUAACGGUGUAUUAUACAUUUGCGAUCACUUCAAAUUAUUAUCAGCUCUUGACAAUAGCAAAUUAUUUUUAUAAAUCUGUCUAUAAUAUUACGAUUUACAUUAUCGUAUUCAACAUAAUCAUUCGUCGAUAGUCCCGUAAAUUUUUAUAAGGCAGAUACGCUACCCAUGCUUUUUCAUUCGAAUUCAUUUUUUUUAACAAUUUUGGUAUAUCUGAAGUAGAUUUUUUUCGCGUCAUAUCAGUGAAGUUAUUAGCACUAUUUCGGCCGAGUAAAAACUCAUUUUUUCGUUUCAGAUCUGUGUCAUAACAAUAAGUUCAAAAUAUUUUUUAAAACAUAUUUUUAUGUUGUUGAGUUAUUGUAUUUUCAUAUGAUUCAAGUGAUCAUAAUAUUUGUUUGUAUGAAUCAACGUUACUGUUAGUUUCUUGCAAAGUUUCCAACAACUUUUUGUCGCUAUACCAAAUUCCAUGAUUCAUCAGUAACUGAAAAGCCCUUUUUUAAAGUCGUUAAAUUCAGAAUAAUUGAAGUACGCAUUACAGUACUUGAGUUUCUUCGUGGAAUAUGUAUUUUUCUGAAUCUUUCUCUUGACAUCGAAAAUCGAAAAAUAGAUUUUCCUAACACUGCAGGCUGAUUUGAAAUUGAAGAUUCUGUCACUAGCAAAAAUCGGCUGAAAUGGAUAAGAGAGCCUCGUAAACAUUUAAAACCAGUAAAAGUACUUUGUGUAUCUGAAAUUCGUCAUAAAUUGUUUGUUCAUCGAGAGCAUUGUACAUACGAAAUUUUUGUUUCGGGUAGAAAAUUUUAUCGCGUUAUAGUAUUGAGAAACUCAAAUAUUUAAUCGAAAAAAAAAUGUUACAAAUCCUCCUACCAAAACUGCCAUUUGCAAACAUUGUCGUUUGAGAUUUGAACCGAGAAAACCUCCCUCCGUUCAUUGAUCCUUUGCUCAUCAUAAUCACAAUCGCUCAUAACGAAAAAGAAAUGGAAAAAAUUCCUCGCAAAAAGAUGUAUAAAAAAGCCGAGUCGCGUGCAAUUUACAAGCAGCAGCCGAAACAGAACUGAUAAUCGUGGUUGUACCGGUGCAUCAUGUAAUGUAUAUUUGAAUUUUAUUCGUACAUAUUGAAACAACGAAAAGUAAGAAAGAACAUGCGAUUCGAAAUUCGUGCAUCAUAUUCAUCCAGCGAAGAAACGAGAAGAAAAAACAAUAAACGUCAUUUACACUGUACUCACUUUUAGCUGUAGGACUUAUUACGUACGUAUUGUUAUAAUUAUUAUUAUCAUGUUUUACUGUACAUCAGACUCUGAAAGUUGAAUGAAUUUUCUUUAUGAAAAUA
This is a messenger RNA of Venturia canescens, 3831 nucleotides long. Its product is annotated as zinc finger protein 3 homolog. Gene Ontology annotation, biological process: regulation of transcription by RNA polymerase II. NCBI's taxonomy places the organism in Eukaryota, Metazoa, Arthropoda, Insecta, Hymenoptera, Ichneumonidae. Gene Ontology annotation, molecular function: RNA polymerase II cis-regulatory region sequence-specific DNA binding; zinc ion binding; DNA-binding transcription factor activity, RNA polymerase II-specific. The coding region runs from base 429 to 2399 and encodes 656 amino acids. Gene Ontology annotation, cellular component: nucleus. The transcript is spliced from 7 exons. The record is from RefSeq and is a predicted model, not a curated record.